AUGCGUCCGCUCGGCUCUGCCCGGGCUGCUCCAAGCCGCAUCGUGGGUGCCGCCACCUCCAUCGCGCUGUCAGUCCCGGGCGCGCUCUCGCCUCACCGCAGCCGUCGCGUGCUGAUAGGCGCGGCGUCCCGUCAGUCUGGGCCUCGCUGUGGCCAUGAUGAAGGUGCGGUUUGGGCGCGCGGCGAGGUGGUGGUUGUGGGGUUGUUUUUUUACCUUGCGUUGCACACGUGGUACCAUGCUGGGCUUUGCUCCGCCGCCGCGCUAGUGCUGCUGCACAUCACGAUCUACGUGUCGCCGCUGUUCGUGGCCUACUGGAGCCACGGUUUCUGGCUGAAGCAGAGCUCGUACCUGGAGCAGCCCACGGUGCGGUUCCAGUACGAGCUGCUCCUUAUGGCCACCACCGAUCCCAGCCCGGGCAGCUUCUUGGCGUGGAACACAUUCUCAGCGUUCAACAGGCUGCAGGGGGAGCGGCUGCGGGUCCUGGUGCUACUAAGAGAAGACAACAAAAACCAAGAUGGCAAAAUGGAUCAGUUGUAUUUUAGAUUGGAACUUCCACUACAACCUACAGAGCAUGUAGUUGGUGUUCAGCUAAUUUUACUCUUUUCCUACCAGCUUUAUAGAAUGUCAGCGCUUGUGAUGCAGAGCAUGGCUUUUCUUCAGUAUUUUUCUCCUGUGCCAGGGUCUCAGCUCCAUAUAAAUGGAGACCUGAAACUGAACCAGAGGCAAUUACUUAACCAUUGUGGACUGGAUACCAGAUACAACGUGUCUGUGGUCAAUGGCACAAGUCUCUUUGCAAGUGACUAUGAUCUAACAAACAUCAUUGCAGCAUAUUGGGAUAGAUAUGUUACAACAGUCUUUUCAGAUCCCAACCCUGUGUGGAUGGCUGGAAGAGCAACAGAUACACCAUUUACCAUUAACACCACUAUUCAUUACCCAGUGGAAGUUAUCUUAUAUCAGCCAGGAUUUGGAGAAGUGAUUAAAUUUGCCUGGAUCCAGUAUGUCAGCAUUCUCCUUAUCUUUCUUUGGGUGUUUGGUAGGAUUAAAAUGUUUAUGUUCCAGAAGCUGACUACAACUCCAGUAACACCAGUUUUGCCGGUGUCUCCAGUACUGUCCUACAAACAGCACCAGUCCUGAGGAGAUGUCUGAGAACACUUGAAAGAAAUGCAGUUCA
This is a messenger RNA of Strigops habroptila (Kakapo), 1171 nucleotides long. Its product is annotated as transmembrane protein 231-like. Gene Ontology annotation, biological process: regulation of protein localization; cilium assembly. The record is from RefSeq and is a predicted model, not a curated record. NCBI's taxonomy places the organism in Eukaryota, Metazoa, Chordata, Aves, Psittaciformes, Psittacidae. Gene Ontology annotation, cellular component: ciliary membrane; ciliary transition zone.